This is a messenger RNA of Zingiber officinale, 3828 nucleotides long. RefSeq names its product putative disease resistance protein RGA3. The transcript has a single exon. Bases 59 to 3517 code for a protein of 1152 amino acids. NCBI's taxonomy places the organism in Eukaryota, Viridiplantae, Streptophyta, Magnoliopsida, Zingiberales, Zingiberaceae. Gene Ontology annotation, biological process: defense response to other organism. Gene Ontology annotation, molecular function: protein binding; ADP binding. The record is from RefSeq and is a predicted model, not a curated record.
GCAAAACCAAGAUAACACCCCACAACUUGUGAGCCUUUUCCUCUCCCUUCUACCAAUAAUGGCAAUGGUCUUAGAUUUCUUUGUCUCAAAAUUCAUAACAGCAACAACCAACAUGAUGGAGACAGAGAUCUUUAAGGUGCUCGGUGUUAAUAAGGAGAUUAAAACCCUUCAAGAAAGAUUGGGAGCAAUCAAUGGAUAUCUCCACCAGGUAGAGCGAAAGAGGCACGGGAAUGAUGAAAUUGAUUUAUGGGUAAGGAAGUUGAAGGACAUCAUGUAUGAUGCUGAUGAUGUUAUUGAUCUCUGUAUGAUUGAAGGGGGGAAGUUAUUGAAAUCCCAAGCCUUGUCGAGUUCAUCGACUGUAAGCAUCCCUUUCAAUUAUCUCUUUUCAUGCUUCCAGUGUCUUAAAUAUCGCCAUGAUAUUGCUAACCAAAUUAUAGCAUUGAAUAGUAAGUUAGAAGAUCUUAAAAAUGAUACAUUCAUAAAAAAUAAUUUGGAUUGGGUAACAAAAGAACCAGUUGAAUAUGUUAAUAGAGUGAUCACAUAUGAGACAUCCCACCUACAAAUUGAAGGAGAUGUCAUAGGAACACAAAUAGAAACUGCUAUUGAGACACUAAUUGAUUGGAUACUUAAGAAUAAUCCAAACAAGUGUCAUGUUUUUGGAGUUGUGGGAACAGGGGGAAUUGGAAAGAGCACUCUAGCAAGUAAAAUAUUUGAGGAUGAAAGGAUCAAAGAUUAUUUUCCAAAUAGAAAAUGGUUGUAUAUUUCUAAAAAUUAUAUGGAAUCUGAUUUACUAAAAAAGUUGAUUAAGUUUGGAGAAGGAAGUGAAACCAAAGGAGAAAACCUUGAAGGAAAAAGUAAAGCAGAAUUAGAAAAUAUACUGGUGUCAGUUCUUACACAGAAUACUUUCAUUGUGUUAGAUGAUGUAUGGAAUUCAUCUGUGUGGGUAGAUUUCUUGAGAAAACCUAUAAUGAAAUGUGCCUCAAGUUGUACCGUCUUGGUUACCACUAGAAAAGAAAAUAUUGUAAAACUAAUGAAGCCUACAUAUAUCCACCCAGUUGAAAAAAUGGAUGAAGAAAGUGGUUGGAAUUUGCUUAAACAUUUAGUGUUUGAAAGUGAAGGAGAUGAAGAUGAGAUAUCGAGUUUUGAAGAAAUAGGAAUUAAACUUGUCAAUAAAUGUGAUGGUUUGCCUCUUGCAAUUAAAGCUAUUGCAGGGGUUCUAUACCAACAAAACAAAGCAAAAUGGGUGGAAAUUCUCCAAAGUGAUGCAUGGAACAUGAAUCAAAUUAAGGAAGAACUGAGGCCUUUAUAUUUGAGCUAUGAAGACUUACCAUCUAGUUUAAAACAAUGUUUUCUCUAUUGCUCUUUGUACCCUCAAAAAGAUAUGUAUUCUAAAGAGAUUGUUCAGUCUUGGGUCGCCGAAGGCCUUAUUAUGGAUGAACAAGAUCAGUUGAGGAGGGAUCUUCCAAUUGAAAAUCAAAGAACAAUGGAAGAAAUAGGGGAGGAGAUGUAUAGGGAGCUAAUUUGUAGGAAUCUCUUGGAGGCUGAUGCAAGUUUUGAUUUGUCCAAGAGUUUCUUCUCUAUGCACGAUCACUUCCGAUCUCUCAGUGCAAAUUUAAUGAGAGAAGAAGGGAUUUUAUAUCGACAUGGUAGAGAAUUCAAAGUAGAUGAUACCAUAAAAAUUCGGCGGCUGUCAAUCUCUUGUAUGGGGCCUAAGCUAGUGUUACCAGCUGAAAUUCUAAGACAAGCUUGUUUGAGAACUCUAAUUCUCAUCGACUCCCCUAAAACCAAGACGAUCGAAGAUAGUGUACUGCAAGCAUUACCCUGUUUGCGAGUUCUGGAUCUCACAAAAACAUCAAUUGAAAAGAUUCCAGAUUGCAUUGGAGAUUUGUUGCAUUUAAGAUAUCUUGAUCUCGAUGGAACAAAUAUAUGUGAGAUUCCAACAUCUAUCGGAAACCUUGUAAACCUUCAGAGUCUCGAUAUCUCAGUGUGUAUGUACUUGGAAAGACUUCCUGAGUCCAUCGCCAAGUUGCAUAAUCUAAGACGGCUUGACAUAAGUUGUUGCCCACUGCUCACUUAUGUGCCCAAGGGAAUUGGGAUACUGGAAAUCUUAUAUAGCCUUCAUGGAUUUAUGGUCGGACAAAAUAACUCAACCUCUGAAAAAGGUUGUGAUUUAGAGGAGCUGAAAAAUCUCUCCAAGUUGAGGAGCAUAACCAUUGAUAGGCUUGAGAGGGCAGAAGGAGGAGCCUCUGCGCUUGCAAACAAGCCUUUUCUUAAGCAGCUUAGUCUCAGUUGGAUGCAACCAGAUGAGGAGGAGGAAGUUGAUAAUGGUAGAGGCGACGAUGCUAAAGCCAAUGAAGAAGCAGAUGGUGAUGGCACGUAUGAUGAAGAUGGAAACAAUGACAUGGGUGAUGGCAAGGAUGAUGGCUAUGGACAAGGAAAUGAAAGUGAGGAGGCAGGAGAUACAAGCACGGGAUCAGAAGUUGAAAAUGAGGAGACCGAGAAUGAAGAAAAGGUAUGGAGUGAGGAGCAAAUCAGCAAGGCUGAGAGGAUAUGCAAUGAAAUGACUCAGCCUUCAUCAACCAUAUUCAACAUUCUCUUCCGUCAGUACCCUGGCCGACAGUUCCCGAGCUGGAUGACAUCCUCUUCCUUGGCUGAAUCUUUUCCAAACUUGACGUACUUGAAGCUUCUUGGUUUGCCAUGCUGCACGGAGCUCCCUCCCUUCGGCACACUGCCUCAGCUCAAGUACCUCAAUAUUGAAAGGGCCAGCUCCAUAACAGCCAUUGGGUCUCAAUUUCUCGGAUCGAGAAGCUCUGCAUUUCCCAAACUCGAAGUGCUCCAAUUCGAAGACAUGCCCGGAUGGGAGGAGUGGACAUUCAAUGGAGCACCUCUUGCAGUGAAGUUGUUUCCAAGUCUCAGGGCUUGUGCUAUUAUCAACUGCCCAAAGCUAAGAGCUCUUCCUGACGGACUCCACCGAGCCACCAACCUCAACGAACUGGGCCUGCUUCAAACAUACGAGUUAGGUGAGAUUAACAACAUCACCUUGGCUUACAGGCUCGAGGUCACAAAUGGCAUAGGGUUGAAGAAGAUAUCCAACAUCCCGUCAUUAAGAUAUCUUGAGGUGAAUGACUGUCCCAACUUGGAGUGCGUGGAGAAUCUCGGCAAGCUGCAACAUUUGGACUUGGUAUGUUCAGAGGAAAUGGAGCAGCUCCCGCUGUGGUUGCGGGGCUUGAUCGAGCAGCAUAACAACACAGCAAGCACUCACAGGAGUUUGAAGAAGUUUGAGAUGCGCUGCAAUCGGCAACUGCUGAAGAGCUGCUUGGAGGGCAAUGAGAAUUGGGACAUCAUCGAGCAAAUUCCCAAUGUCAAAGUCCAAACAUAUUCCGGCCAAGAGUAUCUGUUCUACACCAAGGAUCCCUACAACUAUGAUGCCAAGAUUGAUUCAACACCAACGAUGGCAACUUUGCGGCAAAAAAUUAAUGCUCUACGCCAACUACAAUUGUCUCAGAUCCAGGCUUGAUGGAGCUGCAACAACUAUGAAGCGAUUUUACCAUUUACCAUUUUUAAAUGAUCGAAUAGUUCGUUUGAUGUAUGAUUCCUGAGAACAAAGUAAUUAACUCGUCCCUAGGCCAACACGGAGGAGAUAAAUCACGAGUGGCUACUAGCCAUUAGUGCAAAUGGCCAAGACAUGGGGGAGGUUAUGCUCGGUCACGCCGAAUUUCGAUCCCAAGACCUCAUGUGAUAACACCCCAUGUCUUAACCAUCACACCGUCCCGAGGAGACUGAUCAGAGCCCUUAUGAAAAGAGGCCAAAUGAAAAUUUGAACAACAU